UCCCUUGUAGUCAUGGAGCCUCAAUUUCAAUCCUGCACCCUUGUUUCAACCUUCCUUCUAUUCCUUUUCGCCUUAUUCAAAUUCCUGAAACGAGCAGAACCUGAAACGCCAACCUCGAAGAAGCCUCCGGGGCCAUGGAAACUACCCCUCAUAGGAAACAUGCACCAGCUAAUUGGCUCACAACCUCAUCACUCCUUGACCAUGUUAGCCAAGAAAUAUGGACCGUUGAUGCACUUACAGCUUGGUGAAGUUUCAUCUGUCAUCAUUUCUUCUCCAGAAAUGGCCAGGGAGGCUCUGAAAACCCAUGACGUCAAUUUCUCUUACAGGUCUAUUGUUCUUGCUAUCAAAAUCCUGAGUUAUGGCUGUAAAGAUAUCGCCUUUGCACCUUAUGGCAAUUAUUGGAGACAACUACGAAAAAUUUGCACUAUGGAGCUCUUAAGUUUAAGCCGUGUCCAAUCAUUCAGAUGGAUUAGGGAAGAAGAGGUGUUAAAUCUCAUCAAAUCAUUAUCUUCACAUGAAGGAUCGCCGAUCAAUCUUACAGUAAAAAUUUUCUCAUUGAUAUAUGGCAUCACAGCCAGGGCCGCCUUCGGUAAGAAAAGCAAGGACCAGGAAAAAUUCAUAGCGAUAAUGCCAGAAACUUCAAAGCUGAUAUCAGGUUUUGCUCUAGCUGAUUAUUACCCUUCGAUUAAAGCACUUCAAUUUAUCACUGGAAUUAGGCCUAAAGUUGAGAAGCUGCAACGAGAAACAGAUAUGAUACUACAGAAGAUCCUGAAUGAGCAUAAAGAGAGAAAGAAAUUGACAACAAAAGUUGGCCAAGCAGAAGCAGGAGAAGAUCUAGUUGAUAUUCUAUUGAAAAUCCAGCAGGAUAGUGACCUUGAAUUUCCAAUAACUGACAACAACAUCAAAGGAGUUAUCUGGGAUGUUUUCAGUGGUGGGAGUGAGUCAUCAUCAGCAACGAUAACGUGGGCAAUGACAGAAAUGAUGAAAAACCCAAGGGUGAUGAAAGAGGCACAAGCUGAGGUAAGACGGGUGUUUAAAAGGAAAGGAAAUGUUGAUGAAAGAGAUGUUCAUGAGUUAAAAUAUUUACAUUUAGUUGUCAAAGAAACCCUGAGGCUACAUCCUCCAGCACCUCUUUUAGUUCCAAGAGAAAGCAAGGAGACUUGUGAGAUUAAUGGGUACAAGAUACCUGAAAAGACUAGAGUGAUUAUCAACGCAUGGGCAAUUGCAAGAGAUCCCAGGUACUGGAGCGAUCCUGAGAAAUUUUACCCUGAGAGAUUUCUCAACAAUUCUGUAGAUUUCAGAGGGACAGAUUUUGAGUUUCUCCCAUUUGGCGGAGGAAGGAGGAUGUGUCCAGGCAUAACUUUUGCACUAGCAAAUCUUCACCUGCCAUUGGCACAAUUGUUGUACCAUUUUGAUUGGAAACUUCCGGAUGGAAUGAAGACUGAAGACCUGGACAUGACUGAGGCAAUGGGCAUGUCUAUAAGAAGAAAAGAAGAUCUGAUUUUGAUUCCUGUUGCUUAUAAUCCUAUGUCUGUUGAAUGUGAUUUUCAUUUGAGUGUUCCAUCAAAUUCGGUGCUUGUCUUCCUCAUUUUCAUGGAGCUUCAAUUUCCCUCUUUCACCCUGAUGUUUAUCUUCAUCCUUUUCUUGUUCAUGGCAAUCAAAAUAAUAAAGGGACCAAGAGCCUGCAACUCAAGCUCAAAGAUGCCUCCAGGGCCCAGGAAACUACCUCUGAUAGGAAACUUGCACCAGCUAGUUGGUUCACUACCCCAUCACUGCCUCAGAGACUUGGCCAAGAAACAUGGACCCUUGAUGCACCUCCAGCUAGGUGAAGUUUCUAACAUUAUUGUUUCUUCUCCAGAGAUUGCCCAAGAAGCUAUGAAAACCCAUGACAUCACCUUUGCUGACAGACCCUUUCUGAUUUCUACCAAGUUGGUAAGUUAUGACUAUACUGAUAUUGCUCUUGCACCAUAUGGAAAUUAUUGGAGACAGUUGCGAAAAAUCGCAACCAUAAAACUGUUAAGUGCAAAACGAGUCCAAUCACUGCGAUCAAUCAGGGAAGAGGAGGUCUCAAAUCUCAUCAAAGCCAUACAUUCUAGUGCAGGACCAGUGUUCAAUCUUAGUGAGAAAAUUUUCAAAUUUACUUAUGGCAUGACAGCCAGGGCAGCUUUUGGAAACAAAUGCAAAGAUGAAGAAGGUUUCAUAUCAUGCGUACUGGAAGCCAUAAAGGCAGCUGCAGGUUUCUCCAUUGCUGAUUUGUACCCUUCGAUUAAAGCACUUCAGGUGAUUAGUGGAACGAGAAUGAAGCUUGAAAAGCUUCAUCGGAAGAGUGAUAAGAUCCUUGAAGAAAUCUUGAAUGAGCAUAAAGAGAGAAGGGUGACUUCAAAAACUGGCCAAGGAGAAGAAAAGGAAGAUUUAGUUGAUGUUCUUUUGAGAAUCCAGCGUGAUGGGGAACUUGAAUUUCCCUUAAGUGACAGUAAUAUCAAAGCAGUUAUAUGGGAUAUUUUUAGUGCUGGCAGUGAAACUUCAUCCACAACUGUAGACUGGGCAAUGGCAGAAAUGCUGAGAAACCCAAGGGUAAUGAAAGAGGCACAAGCUGAGGUAAGACGAGUCUUUGAUGGAAAAGGAAAUGUCGAUGAAGCUGGAAUUCAUGAAUUGAAGUACUUGAAAUUAGUAGUCAAAGAAACCCUGAGGCUGCACCCUUCUGCACCUCUUUUACUUCCAAGAGAAAGCAGAGAGAGUUGUAAACUUAACGGAUAUGAGAUACCGGUGAAGACUAGAGUCAUAGUUAACGCGUGGGCAAUUGGAAGAGAUCCCAGAUACUGGAGUGAACCUGAGACAUUUUAUCCUGAGAGAUUUCUUAACAGUUCAAUUGAUUUCAGAGGGUUGAAUUUUGAAUACAUACCAUUUGGUGCCGGGAGGAGAAUAUGUCCAGGCAUAACGUUUGCGCUACCAAAUAUUGAGCUGCCCCUUGCCCAAAUGUUGUACCAUUUUGACUGGAAGCUCCCAAAUGGGAUGAAUCCUGAAGAUCUAGACAUGACUGAGGCCUUUGGUGUGACGGUAGCUAGGAAAGAAAGCUUAUUGUUGAUCCCUGUUCCUUAUUGUUCUUCCCCUAAUGUUGCAUAAGAUCAUGAAUAAUGUCAGAUGGAUUUUCUUUGUUUUCUAGCGAUCAAUGUUACAGAAGUCAGCUACUGAGACAGCUAUAUGUACAUAUAUUGUUCUUCCUGUUUUCACAUUAAGUUAUAUUUUACAUAUCAAUUUUGCCUGGACUC
This is a messenger RNA of Pistacia vera, 3269 nucleotides long. RefSeq lists its product as uncharacterized. The coding region runs from base 13 to 3123 and encodes 1036 amino acids. The transcript has 4 exons. NCBI's taxonomy places the organism in Eukaryota, Viridiplantae, Streptophyta, Magnoliopsida, Sapindales, Anacardiaceae. The record is from RefSeq and is a predicted model, not a curated record. Gene Ontology annotation, molecular function: heme binding; oxidoreductase activity, acting on paired donors, with incorporation or reduction of molecular oxygen; iron ion binding.